Messenger RNA from Spea bombifrons (plains spadefoot toad), 3633 nucleotides. It is a transcript of the gene ESRP1, whose product is annotated as epithelial splicing regulatory protein 1. Gene Ontology annotation, biological process: regulation of RNA splicing. The coding region runs from base 264 to 2324 and encodes 686 amino acids. The transcript is spliced from 16 exons. The record is from RefSeq and is a predicted model, not a curated record. Gene Ontology annotation, cellular component: ribonucleoprotein complex; nucleoplasm. Gene Ontology annotation, molecular function: mRNA binding. Lineage: Eukaryota; Metazoa; Chordata; Amphibia; Anura; Pelobatidae.
GGAGUGCAAAACAAAAAAAGAGGCAAAACCUGCCUUUCCCUCCCCUUCCCCCCAACCUGGAUCCUCCUGUAGAGUAUGUGCAGGUCCCCCGGGGUGUCUCGUUCAAUAUCUAUAGGUGGAGGUGAUUCAAGGUGUAGGGUGUUAUCUUUUUGGGUUCUUUUUUCACUUUGGGGGUAAGGUGAAAGUUUAUUUUUUUUGUAUAUAGGCGUACAAUUAGGACUUUUAUUUUUUAAAAGAUUAAAAAAAGACAAAAAAAAAAAACCAUGACUGCAGCUUCCCCGGAUUACCUGGUGAUUUUGUUCACUACUACUGCUGGUGCUAAUGGGAGUAAAUUGGGCUCUGAUGAGAAAGAAGUGAUCCAGCUGUUGUGGAAAGUGAUAGAUCUGGCCAACAAAAAGGCUGGGAAACUCCAUGAAGUCAAAGUCAGACCCGAUCACCUGGAGCUGACAGAAGAGUGCAAGGAGGCCAAGAUCGAGCCAGAAAGCCUAUAUGCGGCCCCCCAGCUUGAUCAGGCUUUGCAGCAGUUUAAUCAGUCUGUUGGUAAUGAGCUGAACAUCGGAGUGGGCACUUCAUUUUGUUUGGCUACCGAUGGACAACUCCACAUCAGACAAGUGCUGCAUCCUGAAGCCUCCAAAAAGAACAUCAUGCUUCCUGAAUGCUUCUACUCCUUCUUUGACCUUAAAAAAGAAUUCAAGAAGUGCCUACCUGGGUCGGGUGACAUAAGCGAGCUGGACGUGGCGGCAAUGAGGAGUUACCUGGGUCUUGAAAACCAAAGCAAGCAGCAGCCCUAUGGAAUUUCCGAGGUGGAAGACAUGGGAGACAUAAUUGUGACGCUCAUUUCAGAACCGUACAAUCACAGGUUUUCAGAUCCUGAGCGUGUAAACUACAAGUUUGAAUCUGGUACAUGCAGUAAGCUGGAGGUGAUUGAUGAUAACACAAUUAUUAGAGCAAGAGGGUUGCCUUGGCAGUCAUCCGAUCAGGACAUUGCCCGAUUCUUCAAAGGCCUAAACAUCGCAAAAGGGGGCGCUGCUCUCUGCCUGAACGCUCAGGGCCGCAGGAACGGGGAGGCUCUCGUUCGGUUUGUAAGCGAGGAGCACAGAGAUCUGGCUUUGCAGAGACACAAGCACCACAUGGGGAACAGAUAUAUAGAGGUAUAUAAAGCAACUGGAGAAGAUUUUCUGAAAAUCGCUGGAGGUACUUCCAAUGAGGUGGCUCUGUUCCUGUCUAAAGAGAACCAGGUGAUAGUGCGCAUGCGUGGAUUGCCCUUCACGGCCACGGCUGAAGAAGUGUUGACGUUUUUUGGACAGCAUUGUCCGGUUACCGGAGGAAAGGAGGGGAUAUUGUUUGUUACGUAUCCUGAUGGCAGGCCAACAGGAGAUGCUUUUGUGCUUUUUUCCUGCGAGGAAUAUGCUCAGAAUGCUUUGAAAAAGCACAAGGACUUGCUGGGCAAGCGGUAUAUUGAGCUCUUCAGGAGUACAGCGGCAGAAGUGCAGCAGGUUUUGAACAGAUAUUCCUCUGCGCCACUCAUCCCACUUCAAACACCACCUAUAAUCCCCGUACUACCUCAGCCAUUUAUUCCUCCAGUCAACAUCAGAGAUUGUAUCCGGCUCAGAGGCCUUCCGUAUGCUGCUACCAUCGAGGAUAUCUUGGAGUUCUUGGGUGAAUUCUCUGCUGACAUCCGGACGCACGGAGUCCACAUGGUGCUGAACCAUCAAGGCCGACCAUCAGGAGAUUCCUUUAUCCAGAUGAAGUCUGCAGAGCGAGCUUUUCUGGCCGCACAGAAGUGUCAUAAGAAGACCAUGAAGGACAGAUAUGUGGAGGUGUUUCAGUGUUCUGCUGAGGAGAUGAACUUUGUCUUAAUGGGGGGAACUUUAAAUCGCAAUGGCUUGUCCCCGCCGCCAUGUAAGUUACCAUGCUUGUCUCCCCCAUCCUACACGUUCCCAGCACCCGCAGCGGUUAUCCCCUCGGAAGCGGCCGCCCUGUAUCAGCCCUCCCUGCUCCUGAAUCCGCGAGGACUGCAGCCGUCUGCAGCUUAUUACCCGGCUGGGGCUCAGCUCUUCAUGAACUACACUGCGUACUACCCCAGCCCCCCCGGAUCUCCGAGUAGCAUUGGUUUCUUCCCAGCGACCGCCAACACCAGCACUAUACCCCCUCCGGCAGGCGCUGCAGUGGUGCGCAUGCAAGGGCUGGCGUACAACUCUGGGGUCAAAGAGAUUUUGAACUUCUUUCAAGGCUAUCAGUAUGCCCCUGAAGAUGGACUCCUGCAAGUAAAUGACCAGGCGAGGGCUCUGCUUACUCACCCCAAGGAAUGGGUGUGUAUUUAGGGGUCCUGCCAGUACUUGGGAUGAUAAGGUUCAUCAGGACUGAUUCACUGUAGCUUUUUGACUUGCCAAACCCCCCCCUAAACCCAUCCUGGCUUCUGAAGUCGGCCCAUCGGGGUAGGAUGGACCUUUUUGAAAACCACUAUCGGCAUGAGAAGCUUGUAGUACUUCUGAACGUUACCGGUUGGGAGCUGCCAGUCAACAGGGAUCAGUUAACUGGACAUACCUUUCAGUGUGCAGCCUGGGUGAUCCCAAAGAUUGAAUCUGUCAAUCAAAACUCAGCACAGCUUUUUUUUUUUUUCUUUGUCUUUUUUUUUCAGGCAAACCCAGAUGACUUGUAAUCUGUUUGUACAAUUGACUAAGCGUUGGAUUGUGCACCGUGUGCCUGCACCUGGUUCCACCGAUCCAGCUGAAAAAUAUGAUGAAAUGUUAAGUACUUCUUGAAUUGCGAUAAAAUGCAUAAAAGGUAUAUAAUAAAAGUUUAUUUUUGAGUAUCCCUGUUAAUCCUUUUCACUGCUGCAUCAAGUGUGUUAAUACAGCUGGUGACUUUUUUGUAACUUUUUUUCCUGCCAAACCAGUGAAUUCAGAGUUUGGACCGGACCGCUCUUUUGUAAGCGUUACUUUAAAUGUCAGCGUAAAACAGAGUGUUCCACGCAUUCAUGUUUCUUUUUUUUUUCUUGGUUUUUGUCUCUUUGGCAGCAAACACUUUUCGUUUUUAUUGUUUUGUUUAACUCUUAAAUUGUAUUUGUUACCAAACUAACCUCUUCCUCUUCCCUGCUCCACGUCCCAUCUCCUUUCAUUUAUUAAAAUAAAACUAGAAAAAGUUAUAGAAGCCUAAGAUUAGUACUACCAGUGAGUCUUAUCCAACUCACGAUAAUGCACUCUGUUUUGUUGUUUUUUUUUUGUUGUUGUACAUCGUAUACUUGUUACAUUCUUUUAUGUAUUAUGUGUAUAUAUUAACAGUAGCUUUUGAACAGAUUACGUUUGUGUAAUGAAACUACUGCCUACAAAUGGACUAGUAAAUUCUAUUAAUUAGUGCUAUUAAUUGUUGGUUAUUUACGUGGAUUCAGAUCUUUGCUUUCUAAGAGACCUUAAUGCACGCUAAUACUGCAAUGUAUUUUUAUCGGAAUUUACCUGCUAAAUACUCAUGGAUCAUAUACUCAUCUCUGUGUAAUGUUUGAUUUAUUUUCCCUUUUUUUUUUUUUUUUUAACCAGAAUUUUUUUUUUCUCGUCAAUGAAAUGCGACUAAACUAUUUUGUGCUAUUAAGCAAAAAUGAAUUGGUAAAAAUAAUAAAUAAAAUAAAAACAUAAA